AUGGCCCGAAAGCGUAAAGUAUUCAGCCAGGCAGACGAACAAUCAUGGCGUCCGGAGGAUCUUGCAUAUGUGGCGUGGAUGAACGCCGAACUCGCGAAUGGUAGACCCACUGCAAAGCCGUUGCGCAAUGUGGGCCAGCCCCCCGCAAAGUCACCCGUCGCACCUCGCGCCACGCCCGUGACCAGUAAUGUCGGUCUGCAAGUCGAAUAUGACACUGACGAGGACGACACGGACAAGGACACUGCGGAUGGCGACGACGACGAGGAUUUCGAGUUCGAAGAACCGGACGAGGCGUGGUGCGGCGACGCGGAAUAUAGUGGCCAGCGUGAUGAUCGCCCCGUGGCGCCGGCCGCGGCAGCAGAGAAACGAGGCUCCAGCAGCCGCGUCGAGGCUCGCGGGAAGGGAAAGGGCAGUCACCCUGCUGGCGCGAAGAAUGCCGACUGUUUGGGCACAGGCCCGAAAUCGGAAUGGACGGCCAAGGAGUCCACCAUAUUGUGCGCCGCGCGAUGGUUCACCAAGGAGGAGUUGAACCAAAUGACGGGAAAACAGGGGUCGCAGUAUUGGUUGCGCCUCAUCGAACACAUUAAGAAGCAGCAUCCCGAUUGGUGCAGGAAUGCCACCGCCUGCGGCAAUCAGUGGAAGCGACUUAAAGCGCUGUGGAAGCAGAUCGAGAUUGGGGAUUCGGCAUCUGGAGGCGGAAUGGUGAUAAAGCCUCCGUGGUGGCAGUGGAUGGUGCUGUUCUACGAAGACACUGCUGCAGCCGAGCCUCACGCUCUGGAUGGUGGCGGUGCAGUUAACGUGACAGUGGACCCUGGCGUCAAGGUUCCAAAGCCGCCGACUACUGCUGCCACAACAACGCCUGGUAUGUGUGCUGAAUGCUAG
Closterium sp. Yama58-4 is the source of this 882-nucleotide messenger RNA. The record is from the annotation of a GenBank genome assembly. NCBI's taxonomy places the organism in Eukaryota, Viridiplantae, Streptophyta, Zygnematophyceae, Desmidiales, Closteriaceae.